Messenger RNA from Bacillus rossius redtenbacheri, 4653 nucleotides. It is a transcript of the gene dsb, whose product is annotated as scavenger receptor class B member 1. NCBI's taxonomy places the organism in Eukaryota, Metazoa, Arthropoda, Insecta, Phasmatodea, Bacillidae. The coding region runs from base 615 to 2312 and encodes 565 amino acids. Gene Ontology annotation, cellular component: membrane; cytoplasm. The record is from RefSeq and is a predicted model, not a curated record. Gene Ontology annotation, molecular function: scavenger receptor activity. The transcript has 10 exons.
GGGGUUCGCACCGAGCAGCGGCUAGUGUCGGGUUUCGCCAACUCGCAGAAUCCGUGCGGGCUCUAGAGUCGGCGGGUUAGGCAGUUGUGCCUCCAGCAUCUGUGGUACCGGGUGUCGUGUCUCCAGUAUCGGUGGGAUCGGGAGUCUUGCAUGUCGAAUCGGUGGUAUCGGUAGUCGCAACUGCAGUAUCGUUGGUCUUGGUAGUCGCGCUGCCAGUAUCGGUGGUACCGGGAGUCGCGCCUGCAGUAUCGUUGGUCUCGGUAGUCGCGCUGCCAGUAUCGGUGGUAUCGGUAGUCGCAACUUCAGUAUCGUUGGUCUCGGUAGUCGCAACUUCAGUAUCGGUGGUACCGGGAGUCGAGCCUGCAGUAUCGGUGGUAUCAGGAGUCGCGCCUGCAGUAUCGGUGGUACCGGUAGUCGCAACUUCAGUAUCGGUGGUACCGGGAGUCGCAACUGCAGUAUCGUUGGUCUCAGUAGUCGCAACUGCAGUAUCGGUGGUACCGGGAGUCGCGCCUGCAGUAUCGGUGGUAUCAGGAGUCGCGCCUGCAGUAUCGGUGGUAUCAGGAGUCGCGCCUGCAGUAUCGGUGGUACCAGGAGUCGCGCCUGCAGUAUCGGCGAUGGUAGUCCUCCGCACAGACGUGGUGGCGGCCGUGGCUAGCGCGUGGCUGCGCGGGUGGCAGCUGCCCGGCGCGUGGUUGGUUGCGUCUCUUCGGCCGCAGCCUGCGGGCGCUGCCAGGACUGUCGUCCGCCGCGUCAUCCAGCCAGGACGUUUGGCUGUCAUACUGGUUGGACUGUUUACAUUAGCCAUGGGAAUAAUAUUAUCUUCGAUACCCUGGGCAGAUUAUCUUAUUCUUAAGAAUUUGAGGUUAUGGAAUGGUACCAUAAGUUACCGAUACUGGCAGAAACCAGGAGUUAUUCGACUCACCAAAUUGUAUAUUUUUAAUGUGACGAAUCCUGAUGGCUUUCUCAACAAUGGAGAGAAGCCCAAACUGUUGGAAGUUGGUCCCUUCGUUUACAGGGAAGAUAUGGAGAAGGUUAACAUUAAAUUCCACGACAAUGGAACAGUAACAUUCCAGCAUAAGAAGAUUCUCCAGUUCGUUCCAGAACUCUCUGCUGAUCCUAAUGCCAAAGUCACUGUUCCAAAUAUCCCAUUACUGACACUAACUUCGAAGAGCACGCAGCUCAACAGACUGGUACAGAUCACGCUCUCACUUUGGCUUCGAAACUACAAGCCGUUUGUCACAAUAACGCCGGAGGAACUGCUAUUUGGUUAUGAUGACACGCUCGUCUCCAUUGCAAACGCAUUUUUUCCUGUGCAUCUACGGCCGAAAGAACAAAUGGGGCUUCUUUUAGGGAGGAACGGGACGCUGAACGAAGUGUCCACAAUCUUCACCGGCCACACGUCCAUGAAGGACUUCGGCCUGCUGGACCGACUGAACGGCCUUGACCACCUGCCGUACUGGUCUGAACCACCUUGCAACGACAUCCGUGCGUCCGAAGGCUCCUUCUUCCCGCCGCGCGACUUCACGCACGACGACGUCGUGCAAGUGUACGACAAGGACCUGUGCCGCGUGCUGCCGCUGGAGUUCCAGUCCAUGACGGAGAAGGACGGCAUCCGCGCCGGCUACUACCGCCCGCCCGACAACGUGUUCGAGCUGCCCGAAAAGAACCCGGGCAACAAGUGCUACUGCCCGGGCAGCAAGUGCAAGUGCCCGCCGCGCGGCCUGCAGAACAUCAGCCCCUGCCAGUUCGCUGCUCCUGUGUACUUGUCAUUUCCACACUUCUACAAUGCAGACCCAGCCUUGCUGGAAGCUGUGGAGGGUCUUCUGCCUUCUAAGGAACAACACGAAACCUACUUCAAGAUACAACCGAAACUGGGAGUACCUCUAGAAGGGAAGGUGAAAGUGCAGCUCAACUUGAAAGUGGAUCGCGCCAUCAACAUUUACUCCGUCACAAAUUUUCGAGACAUUAUUUUUCCAAUCAUCUGGCUGGAAGAGGGCGUGUCUGAGCUGACACCAAGCAUCCGGCGGUUGGUUUACAUCGCGACCACCCUGGCAGAAACAGCGGUGCCGAUCAUCAACUACACUUGCAUAGUCGUCGGGAGCCUCAUGCUGACAGUGACGUUUGUUCGUGCCUACAAGAACGUGGUGUUCACUCGAGAGACGCUGGAGCGUGGCAAGAAGACGCUGAGACGCGGCAGCAGCUUCAUCAUCAACGGCCAGCACCGGCUGCUCAUCAUCAGGGACUCGUACACCCUGCUGAACAACAUCAGCUCCGAGCCCGACCCCGACCCCGACCCGGAGCCGGACGUGUGACCUAUCGCUGUCGCUCCAGGCGAGCUAUCGACUCUCGUCGCACUAUCGACCACGAGCACUCUUCUGAUAGGUAGUGCUUGCUGAAGAUAUUGUCUUUUUAUAAUGAUGAUGGCAAAGAAAACUCUACAUUUUCAAAAUAAUUUUCAAUCAAUUUUUGUUUUUAUACUCAAAUAUGUAGUAAAUACCUAUUUUUAAGAAAAUAUAUCCAAGACUUUGAAGCGAAAGUACUGAUACGUACUGAAACUGUUCUUGCAAAUAAGAUUAUUCAUAUCAAAUAGUUGUAAAAAAUUGAACAAAUUUUCUGGUUACGUGCACUUUUAUUGCAGUUUCUAUGAAAAAAUUUGUUAAGUUAAACCAAGGACAAAUCAGUGUCAACUGUAGGUAAAACACUAUCACUGGAAUGAAUUUUUUUCUAAGAGAUUGAAAAUCUUAAGAAUAUUUUAUCUUAAACAUUUUUAAGACGCAUCACAAAAAUGUUAUAUGAUUAUUGCAUUAUAGUUUAUAUUUUAAUUAGUUGAAAAAUGUUCAAGCAAUAAAAAGCAUAUGAAUGUACAUGAACAUAUUUAAAAAUUAAUGUCUUCACUUUGAAGAAGUUUAUUUAUAUUAAAUUUAAAAAAAACAAAGGUAGAUGCUUUCAUGGUAAAGUACUACAUUUAUUCGAACAUACGAAUAUAAACAUUUCUGUGAGAACAAAGUUAUUAUAUACUUGAAAAUGUUUUACUAUUCUGAAUCUUAUUUGUUGUGUGCCAACUUUAAAUGGUAUAUACUAUGAAAAUCAAGAGUUCCAAAAUAUUUGCUCAAUUUUAUAGUAGGACACUUCACUGUUACUAAUUUUCCAUAUAAUUGAAGUACAAAGCAAGUAGAACACGAGAUUUUAUAAAACUCUGCAAUUUUUACUUUUCUAUAUUUCUGUUAAAUUUUUUCUUUAUAUUUCUUUGUACUUUUUGUCAGUACGAGACCUAGUAGAAUAGAAUUUAAAAUAAGGUUAUAAGCUGUAUUCUAUUAUAUUUGUAAUCCAAUUUUUUGAUGUAAUAAUUUUUUCAAUGAAAUUGUAUUAUUUUAUACAUUAGUUUAUUGGAAGAAUAUUCCUUUUUUUAUAUCUGAGAGGACUGUGUUGCUUUUUUCCUGGCUGUGAUGUAUUGUUGUAGCAAAUUUUACACACUUGUUUCCAACGUUUUUUAAUGUUACAGGCUUUCAUAUUGAGAUAACGUUAAAAAAAGUUACUUUUUCUAUGUUACGUGUUAAAGUGAUUGAAUUUUAGGUAAGCUGCCUAGGCUUAGUACUUUGUAAUAUUUCAGCCAUUCAUUUUCACAGAAUUCAUUUUUAUAUUCUGUACACGUUCAUAAAAGGCAUGAAUAAAAAUCACUGACUGGUUUAUCUUCUGAAACUGCAUCCAACUAUAGAUGAACCUUUCCUUACACUACGGGUCACAAACAUACCGUGUAUUAAUUGUUCUUCAAAUAUAUAUUUUUUGCAAUUAAAGAUAAAAAAGUUUUUUAGUCCAAAAGUUCAUUAAAGUUUAUUUGCAUGUCGUUUUUUUAAUCUCGGAUUAAAUUGAUUACAUUUGUACACACCUGAGCUUCGGAACUUUCAUCCACAUACACAACAUUUAAGAAAAUUUUCUUACUUGAACACAUCUUUCCCUAGUUAAAAAAUGGUAGUCACUGCUUUUCUAUGAUCUACCCUAAUUUUAAAAUGUUUCUUAUUUGAUUUGGAUGCUACAAACUCCAGCGAAGAUGUGUUGUUCAGAACCAUUUUCAACAGGAAAAACGCUGGAAUUUUUUGUACAAACGAAAAUGUUCCGUUCAAGAGAUACUUGUUCGUUAUCUAAAAAAAAUAUAUAUUCGCCUUGUUAAAAGUUGUUUUGUGUUUAUGCAUUUAAAGAAAUUAUCAUGGAAUAAAUAUUUUAAUCCAAAUAGAAUACUCCUGUGGACAAUUUAUUUAUUUGUACCUGUACACUGUACAGUCAACUGUCAGACAUAUUUAUCUAUAAAGCAUGUAUGAUAUGACUGAAGCCUCCUUAUAUAGUACUUUAGAAUCUUCCAUGGCCUGUUGUACGGAACGUUCUGUGAAAGGUUUAGUGGUCAGCCGGCAAUUGUCUUGGAAUUUUUUUUCGGAAGUGGGAAAUUUACAAUGUAAUGUUGCAUAUAAACUGAGGAAUAACGCCAAUCAUACGAUCGUUUGGUGGUAUUCCUAGUGACAAAAUGUGUCGUUAUAUGCUUUCAAAUACCGAAAAAUGUGAUUUAACCUUAUGCGAAAACUAAAGUUAAUAUUAGUUUCAGUAGAAGGAAACAUGGGUGUUAAGGAACAGGCACUGAAUCUACUGGAUCCAUUAUGCUAA